CAAGAAGGAGAGGAAGUGAGCGAUCAGAAGCGCUGUCGGUUUAGAUUGUGAUUGGGUCUUCUGUAUCAGGCCACUUUCUGACACACGGUCACCGAAACACUUUUGAAAGGGGGACUGAAUUUUUGCAGAUUUUGCAGACGAGUGUUGAGUAUGUCUUGAGAUGUCCUUUGCGAUUGGAUGUCUAAAUGCAAUCCUGCAAUGCCAACACGAAGAGAUGGGACUAUUUUCUUGAACUUCAAGUAUCCAAGGAUGUUAGGAUUCAAUGUUUGGAUUGUUGAGUAACAUAUAAGUGCAAAGAUGCCCUUGUUCAUUGUGGAGACUAGCUGCAGCCUGAUUGGCUGGCUCUUUGUGUAUGUGUUGUUGUGUAUCUUGAAUACAGAGAGAAAUAAUGAGUGGAACUGUAGAUUGGUAACUCUGCUGCAUGGCAUACUGAUAGUUUGUCUGACCGCCUAUAUUGCGUUCAUUGCUGGGCCAUGGCCUUUUACACACCCAGGCACAGAAAACACAUCUCUCCAGAUACUGGCUCUAGUCCUCAGUCUAGGAUACUUUCUCUUUGACAUGGCUUGGUGCAUGUUCUUUCGCACAGAAGGUCUUGUGAUGCUGGCCCACCACAUCAUCAGCAUCCUUGGAAUAUUGCUGGCUCUGGGACUGGGCGAGUCAGGCAUUGAGACCUGCGGCGUGCUCUUAGGCAGCGAGAUCACCAACCCGCUCCUACAGGCACGCUGGUUCCUCAAGCGCAAGGGUCGCUAUGACAGUUUAGCUGGAGAUGUGGUGGACCUGCUUUUUAUUGUUCUGUUUGCAUUGGUGAGGAUUGGUGUUGGGGGCAGAAUGCUGUACUGUGAGUUAACUUCUCCAAAACCAUCGAUGAUCAUGAAAGUAGGCGGGGUGGCUUUUUACAUGCUCUCCUGGAUCUUCAUGAUAGACAUUGCACGGUUUGCCUGUCGGAAAACACGGACCAAGUACAGUCGAUGGAAGGAGAGGAGCAAACUGGAUGAUGCUAAUGGACAUGCUAUUAAAGUCAAAUAGGAGAAAAUAUGUAAAUGUUGAUAACGUGCUUGUCUUAAAAAUGUUAAACCAAUAACGUUUUUUUAAGAUUUUAAUUUAUAUCUUUUUGUCUAGUGUGCCAAUGUUAAUAUCAAAAUAGGUUCCAAACAUUUGUUGACAAUAAUAAUAAAGACUGUU
This is a messenger RNA of Triplophysa dalaica, 1182 nucleotides long. It is a transcript of the gene tlcd5b, whose product is annotated as TLC domain containing 5b. Gene Ontology annotation, cellular component: membrane. The transcript has 3 exons. NCBI's taxonomy places the organism in Eukaryota, Metazoa, Chordata, Actinopteri, Cypriniformes, Nemacheilidae. The record is from RefSeq and is a predicted model, not a curated record. The coding region runs from base 298 to 1026 and encodes 242 amino acids.